Penicillium mononematosum is the source of this 474-nucleotide messenger RNA. RefSeq names its product Zinc finger C2H2. The transcript is spliced from 2 exons. Gene Ontology annotation, molecular function: DNA-binding transcription factor activity, RNA polymerase II-specific; zinc ion binding. The annotation marks the transcript as partial. Lineage: Eukaryota; Fungi; Ascomycota; Eurotiomycetes; Eurotiales; Aspergillaceae. Gene Ontology annotation, biological process: regulation of DNA-templated transcription. The record is from RefSeq and is a predicted model, not a curated record.
ACCCAGGAGACGCCAUACCGUUGCUCUGUGUCCAACAAGCGGUUCGGUCUACACAAUGACCUAUUGUCCCGCCAUUCAACUCUCUAUGACCCCAACAGAGACUCGGCCUCCACGAAACGACGGUGCAUCGAGGGUAAUAGUGCGCUAACCCGCGCGUCGCAGGCUUGUGAGGGCUGUGCCGAGAAUCAUCUCCGCUGCGAUGAUGGUAAACCCUGCCGUCGAUAUCAACGGAAGGGGUUCCGCUGUAAUCUGCCCACUGGAUCUGUGGAGGGUACUCCACCGACUCCGGCGACUCGGCUAGAGGUAAACGCUCCCGGCAAUGACGGGAAUCCAUUGUCGCCAUUACAACUGCCACAACAACCACACCAGCCACAGACUGUCGGUGGACCCUGCGCCUCAUUGGGCUUUAGCAAUCAAAUAGGAUCCGUGAGUCCGGGCAGCUAUUCGAGGUGGCUACAUGGUCCCGGCAGAUAA